Molecule: messenger RNA, 1101 nt
Organism: Brettanomyces bruxellensis
Lineage: Eukaryota; Fungi; Ascomycota; Pichiomycetes; Pichiales; Pichiaceae
Exons: 1
Coding region: 1-1101 (366 amino acids)
Source: RefSeq, a predicted model, not a curated record
AUGGCUCAAAGUUCGAGCUCUGGCACAAGUAGCAGUCAUAAAACACUGUCUACAAAAUACAGCACUCCUACAUACAUACCAAAAGCUGCAGAUAGCCCGUUUAUAGAUCACAACUCAAGUCAUCAAGGAUCACUAUACAUGAUCAUACUUCCAGCCAUUGGAGCAAUAUUUGUGCUCUAUCUUCUCUACAUUCUAUUUAUUAAACUUAGAGCUAAAUGGCAAGCAAAGAGAGCGCCACCUUUUGAAGAUAUGUACGAGCCUAAGAUUACUCAGAGUCAUAUCUUUGACCUGGAACAAGCUCCAACUCUGGUUCCUACAACGACUGGUGUUAGUUUUGCAAAGUCUACAAACACUUUGCUAAAUCAAAAAUCAAAAGAGACAGGAGAAGUUUCUUUCUUUACUUCUCAAGAGAGGUUUGAUCCUGAGCCUGCCGAAUUGAUUGGUUUGGCCAGAAGUUCGAUGGAAAUUCCUCGCUCUACGGAAAAUAAAUCGAUUAAUACCGGUUCCGUCUUUCAGUUGCAACUGAGUGGUACUCAAUCAUAUAUAUCUUCAAGUAACGAAAACGCAAACGGAAGAGCAUCUUCAACAUCGGGAUCCACUGCAUAUUAUUCACUUGCGGAACCGGACAAAGCAGCCACUCAAAAAACCGUGGCAAUUCCGAACCACAAGAAGCACUUCCACAAAAAAACACUAAGUAGCAUAAUUCUUGAUGAAUUUAUCUCAACAGGUGAAUUGCCAGCAGACGAACCUAAUGGAUCAUUUGCGGAGGAUGAUACAAGCAAAGUGGAUUCUAAUGUGCAGAACCAUUCAAUGUUUGAAUCUUAUAACGAUACUUCGUACAAUGCCGAUAUGCUACCGAGUACUGGACUACGUUCCAGUCCAAUCAGAAGAUCAAGACAAAGACCUAUGAAUGCCGAUACUAGUGCGCUUUUAGGAAAUGUGUCGAGGAAUUCUACAUUUUAUCGCCAGGAGGCUGCAGAAGAAUCAAUGAGAUCAGCCAAUAACAGUACGAUAUUCAGCUAUAACCAGCAAAAGGAUAAAAAAGCAGGCCAAUAUAAAUAUCGGGAUAUACUUACACAAAACGGGAAGAGCGUCGUUUGA